Messenger RNA from Kazachstania africana CBS 2517, 1230 nucleotides. It is a transcript of the gene NUP42, whose product is annotated as FG-nucleoporin NUP42. The transcript has a single exon. Lineage: Eukaryota; Fungi; Ascomycota; Saccharomycetes; Saccharomycetales; Saccharomycetaceae. The coding region runs from base 1 to 1230 and encodes 409 amino acids. The record is from RefSeq and is a predicted model, not a curated record.
AUGAAUAAUUCUGCAUUUGGUGCAAACCCUUUUACUUCCGCGAAUGCCUCUACUGGUGGUGCCUUUGGGGCGCCGUCCUUUGGAUCUACCGGAUUUGGAUCAACGGGAGCUAGUAGCUCAACAGGUUCUGCAUUUGGGCAGCCUUCUUUUGGGACAGCAGGAAUAGGAAAUAAUACAACAAAUAAUGCAUUCGGAAAUUCUGCAUUUGGUGGUAGUACGACAAAUGCUUCGCCAUUUGCAUCACUUCAGAAUCAAUCACAACAAAAUCCUUUUAGUACCAAAACUGUGCAGCCGCAGGCUAGCACAUUCGGAUCGAGCAGUGCAUUUAGUAAUCGAGGAAGUGCAAAUAAUAUGAAUACUUCUUCUGCCUUUGGAAAACCUGCAUUUGGAACCAAUAUUAAUAACAGUACGGGCGCUAUGACCAAUCCUAGUUCUGCAUUCGGUAGACCUGCAUUUGGUACAACUCCAAGUGGUAAUACACCUUUUGGGUGCUCUGCAUUUUCUUCAAACAUAAAUUCUAACACCUCGUCUGGUUUUGGGAACCCUGUGCCACAGCAAGCUACCGUGACGUCUGCAUUCGGUAAUAUUCCAUCACAACAGGGGCCACGAACGUCUGCAUUUGGAUCAACAGGACCUGCAAUCUCAACUAUGUCAGGUUCAUCAACUUUUAACAAAACUGCAACUUCUGCAUUUGCCAAUACAAGCGCUUCACCCUUCACUAGUUUUCAAAAUAGUACAAAUCAGACAUCCACAUCUGUCUUUGGUGCAUCACCUUUCAAUAAUCCACAAAACAAUAUUGGGGGGUUCAGUACAGUUAAACCAGAUAAUGCAAUUAAUAGUUCUAGCGCCUUCGGAACCACGCAAAACAAUAAUGGAGUCGCUAGCAUACCAAACAAAAUAUUACCUUUUGCAAAUACACAGAAUGCUACUUCACCAUUUGGUAACAUUAAUAAUACUACAGGUAGUGCAUUCCCUCCAGCGGUUACCUCCACACAACAGCCCUUUAAUACAUCAUCAAGCGGUGCCUCGCCAUUUGGCACUACAACACAGAAGACAUUACCAACAGCACCGGCAGCAAGUAACAAUAUUUCAAUGAAUAACAUCAAAGAAGAAGAUGAAAAGGAUAUGGAAAAGAUUAUGAGUAAAGAAACUUUAGAACAAUUCAAAGCGAUGAAGUUUGAAAUUGGCAAAGUUCCGGAUAUGCCUCCACCAAAAUUGUUAAUUCUAUAA